Molecule: messenger RNA, 1902 nt
Organism: Paramisgurnus dabryanus
Lineage: Eukaryota; Metazoa; Chordata; Actinopteri; Cypriniformes; Cobitidae
Gene: lbx2
Product: ladybird homeobox 2
Biological process (GO): regulation of transcription by RNA polymerase II
Cellular component (GO): nucleus
Molecular function (GO): sequence-specific double-stranded DNA binding; DNA-binding transcription factor activity, RNA polymerase II-specific
Source: RefSeq, a predicted model, not a curated record
UAACUCCUCCUAUUCUCGCGUCCAAUUCAUUAUUAUGGUCUGGCCCUUUAAGACAGAGCAGCGGGUCAGCAAGUAGCGUAGUGUUUCUCUAAUUGAACUUCGCAAAAGCAAUCAACAAGAACUCGUUAGCAGUUACUCGCUGUUUUUGCCUCCUCGGCAACGCUUAUUUUCGUGCAUGCGUUGGCCCCCCUGGCCAGUACAGCUACACACGGUGAAGAUCUUCAUGGAGCAGAUCGGAGAGAUCAUUGGACCCGCGUAACAGGAGUAAAGUUCGGGUGUCUGUGACGCCUGAAGCAUGGUGCUUUUGGAGAACGAUUGGAAGAACAACGCGUUCGUUUGAAGAAAGGGAUAAAACCGUUUUAUAUGUAUAAACAAGCUGUUGUGGUCGUCUUCACGAACAUUUAGGUGACUUCAGUUCAAAAUCGUUUGUCGGGACUGAGAUGACCUCCAGUUCUAAAGACAUGAAGGCAGGCUCCGUUUUACAGUCAAGCGGCGAGGAGAGGCGGCGGGGUCCCUUGGAUCAGCUCCCACCUCCGGCAAACUCCAACAAGCCUCUUACCCCGUUCAGCAUUGAGGAUAUUUUAAAUAAACCCUCCGUGAAGAAAUCGGUCGGUGCACUGUGUCCACCGCGAGUUCUUGAGAAAGUGACCGGCUCUGGUGCGUCUCGGAAUGGGAUCAGCGCGCCCUCCUCUCCGUUAUGCGCCCUGGAAGAGCUAGCGAGCAAAACAUUCAAAGGUCUAGAAGUUAACGUUAUACAAGCGGCAGAAGGUCGCGAACAUCUUAACUCAUUUGGCCAAAGACAGGCGUCCAAAAAACGACGAAAGUCUCGUACAGCAUUCACAAACCAUCAGAUCUACGAGCUGGAGAAACGCUUUUUGUAUCAGAAAUACCUGUCACCGGCCGACAGAGAUCAGAUCGCGCAGCAGCUGGGUCUGACCAACGCGCAGGUCAUCACCUGGUUCCAGAACCGACGGGCCAAGCUUAAAAGAGACCUAGAGGAGAUGAAAGCGGACGUGGAGUCGCUUAAGAAAAUCCCACCGCAAGCACUGCAGAAACUGGUGUCCAUGGAGGACAUGGACGACCCUCAUGGUGGCUCUGGGCCCAUUUCGCCCAGUCUUUCCCCACGAGCCUUUCCACAGUCGCCGUCCUCAUCUAGAGGCCAAACCACAGACGAGUUUUCAGAGGAGGACGAGGAAAUUGAGGUGGACGAUUAAAACCGGCCCUUGUUUUCAGAGAUGGGCAUUUUUCACGCAUUUUGCACGGACGUUUGAAUCUGUGGAAGAACUUGAAAUGCAAGGAAAGUUUCCCUUAUACUUAAUUUAUUGAAAGGAUUGUGAAACUUCCAUAUUUUGAUGUCCAGACUGAAGACAUGGUUAUAAGGAAUACGUUUUCGUAAGAUCUGAGAAAUGAUUAGAGAUAAAUGGUACAGGACUGCAACAUGUGUAUGUACAUUUUAAGCGUUAUUUCUUUCUCGAUUUGAUUUUUGAAGGAAACGUGAGCAAUUGUUUACACCCAUGUUUCAACACACAUUUAUGACCGCUAUGGAAAACUAUAUGCCAAAAGUGAUUUUCAAUUGAAUUCUCAGUUGAAUAGAUUUAUAUAUUUAUAAAUAAUUUCAGAACACGAGGAGUCUUCAGCGAACUGAUUCUACGUUGCAACUGUAAAGACGCAUUUCCCAUAUUUCUACGUUAUAUAUCCAAAUUCCUGGCACAAUUUCUAUAAUUGCAGGCAUUAUAAACAAAUUAUAAAAAAGAGCGUGUAUGUCCUAAGCAUUGGAAGGGCAAGGAUGUGUAUAUAUAACAAGUUAUGAUGCAUCUAACUCGUUAAAUUUAUUGUAACAUUCUAUUUAAUCUUCAUUUAUGUAAAUAAAGGGUAUAUGUAUUUCACAAUGUUUCUUGACGU